This is a messenger RNA of Metarhizium brunneum ARSEF 3297, 1203 nucleotides long. RefSeq lists its product as uncharacterized. NCBI's taxonomy places the organism in Eukaryota, Fungi, Ascomycota, Sordariomycetes, Hypocreales, Clavicipitaceae. The record is from RefSeq and is a predicted model, not a curated record.
AUGACUUUUGCUGUGAAGCUGGCCGCUGGCCUGCCCGUCGCGACGAACGCCACCGCCCAACAUCAACCAUCUCAACCGCAGCCGCCGCCGCAGCAGCAGCAAUCGCAGCAGCUUCAGCCUCCACCUCCGCAGCCGCAGCCGCAGACCUCAUCACAGCAGUAUCAACAGCACCAGUACGCGUCGCAGCCGCAGCCGCAGCCGGUCCAAGUCCAAGUCCAAGUCCGCUCGCCGCAGUACCAGCAGCCGCAGCAUCACCAGCAGCAGCAGCUCGCCAUGAACGGCAUCAACGGCAACAUGGGCGGCGCGCCUCCCAUGCCCGCCGGCCCAACCCCCGCCGGCCACCAAGCCGAGCUCAACUACAUCUACGGCAUGGUCGAGGAGCUGAGCCGCCAGCUCGCAGACAACCGCCGGGUGACGGAAGACAUUGUCAACGGGCUGGGCAAAGUCCGCAGCAAGGCCAAGAACCAGAACCUGUCCAACGACGAGCUAAUAGCCUCUGCGGCAUCCGACCUCCAAGCCGACUCCCAAAACCUCGACACCAUCGUGUCCAUCCUCUCCGAGUCCCUCGAAAAGGCCAACUUGAGCCGCGACGCCAACGCGGUGCUGCUGACGCAGUACGCCAACAUGAUGUCCACCAUGCUCAAGCAGUUCCACGAAUACAAGGCCAAGCACGUGGCCGACGUGGCCGCCUGGCACCGCUCGUACCGGGUGCAGCUCGACGAGGCGCGGCAGGAGAACAGCCGCCUGCGCGAGCAGAUCUGGGAGAUGCAGACGCACGCGAGCCGCGCCAACGAAAACCUCCGCCUGUUCCGGAGCAAGUACGACGAGGACGCGGAGCGGUGGGAGAAGCGGGUCGAGGGCACGAGCGUGCGGCAGGAGCUGCGCUUCUGGAAGAGAAUGGCCAUGCCGGAGCUCGACGACGACGACUCGUACUGGAGCGGCGACGACGACGUCAUUGACGAGGCGGAGAAGGAGAGGCUCCGCGACCUGGAGCAGAGGGCCGCCCAGGAGCAGCUGAUGGAGGGCCAGGUGGACGACGAUGCUGCCGAGGGCCAGAUGCAGAGCGGGCACGCGCAGAUGGCCGCGCACGCGGGCGUCAUGGGCGGCAUCGCCAUGCAGAGGGAUGAGUCGGCGAGGGCGGUGCCGGUGCCACCCCCGAGGCCCUUGAGCGCCGCGUCGAGUACCGGGUCGACGGGGCAGUAG